Messenger RNA from Dendronephthya gigantea, 1972 nucleotides. RefSeq lists its product as uncharacterized. The transcript has 2 exons. Lineage: Eukaryota; Metazoa; Cnidaria; Anthozoa; Malacalcyonacea; Nephtheidae. The record is from RefSeq and is a predicted model, not a curated record. Gene Ontology annotation, molecular function: cysteine-type deubiquitinase activity. The coding region runs from base 9 to 1028 and encodes 339 amino acids. Gene Ontology annotation, biological process: protein deubiquitination.
UUUUAAUCAUGAAUUCUAAUAUUUUAACCAGUGCGAAUGACGGUACUUCUAGUAUAUUUUGUGAGUUGCAUGGAUCGAUAAUUUAUACUUUACGAAAGAAUCUACGUCUUAGGGCUAAACCAUUUCAGAGGACUUAUGAACCUCUUCGGAGGGCGAAACAACCUCUUCGGAGGGCAAAACAACCUCUUCGGAGGGCAAAUCAAUCUCUUUGGAGAACAAUUGAACAAUCUCUUCGGAGAUCAAUGCAAUUAGAAUCUCAGAAACGUAAGCUUUUACAUUCAAGACCUGUCCACAGUAGUUGUAUUAAAUGUAUAAAUUCAGAUCGCUGUGUGUGUAAAUGUAAUUAUCGAUUUUCUGUGAGAUCUUGUGCAAGAAAAUUAAGUCAACCAAAUAUGAAACGAUUUAGAAGAGAUCGCGAGCCUUCUAGAUUACCUUUGAAGCGAAUAAUAUUAGCUAUGAGAAAGAGGAAAAAUAGACCACUUCUAAAGCGUUACUUGCUAAUGUCUGCACCCAAGUCUUCUACUUUAAACAAACUAGUGGGCAAUUUCAAGGAAUAUUGUUUUCAAUUUAUGCAUACGCAACAUACAUUUCUUCAGUCAUUUGCAUAUAUUAGACCAUCCGUUAAUUUAGUUCAGAGAAAGCAUAAAAUUAGAAAACAUUCUUUAUGCAAUCAAUCAAUAAACAAAAAUAGCAGUUUUCUCUGUCAGUAUAACAUAUGUGAAAAUAAACUGUUGUUGUCAGGAGAUAUUGAAUUAAAUCCUGGUCCUGUUAAAAAUACCAACAUUGUUCUGCCAUCAAAUAUAGUGUUAGCACAAAGGCUAAGACGCUAUCAGUUAAUACCAUGUGAUGUUGGUGGGGGUGGCGACUGUUUCUUUCGAGCGGUGUCUCAUCAGUUAUAUGGUGACCCUGAGCGCCAUUUAGAAGUUAGAGCAGUCGGUAUUGCAUAUUUGCGAGACAAUCCUCAGAGAUUCAUUGAAAGUAAUACUGAAAACUCCUUGUUAGAUUAUCUCAAUACUAUGUUUUUUUAAACAGAAUAGCUAUAUAUAGCUACCUAUAAAUUUGCCAAAUGAUGAUAAAUUGUUUGGGCCAAAUGAUCAUAAAAUGAUCAUAAAAUGAUCAUAAAAUGAUCAUAAAAUGAUCAUAAAUCAUUUGGAAAAAUGUAGUUUUUCCUUCAAUAAUGCUGGUGGUAUAACUAAAACCCUGUCUUUCGAUUUUUUACGUGAUGAGCAACAUGCAGUCCGCCCGUGCAAAUUCUACUAGGACUUGACUACAUACAUGGAAACCUUAUAGUCCGAGUACGCCAAAAAUAGCACGAGUGCUGGGUAACACUGUUGCGACAUAAUCAAGAUGAGACGUUUGUCAUGUGUCAAGUCGUGUAUUUAUUUGACGACCUCUAGUUGUCUAUAUUGCUUGAUGAAUUGUUGGCUUGUAAGGCGUCAGUGAAGUGCCAGUUUGAAUGUCAUGGGAAGAAUAUUAAAGUCUCGCUAUUCACAGCCGAAUGUUUUAUGCAAUGUUUUCCAGCACGGAAUUUGGUUUCAUUGAAAGGCUCAACAGUGGCCGGUAAGUAAGAUCAUGCAGUCUUUUGUAGGCCGAAAUUAGCGUGAUAAUUGUGGAGGGGAUGCGUAUUCAUACAUUCUCUUGUGCCCAACGGAUUUCUUAAUCUGUCGGACAGUCGGACAGAUUGGUAGAAUGAAAAUAUAUGCUUCCCCCUUAAUUUUCGAAUCUAAUUUCGGUCCUGCUUUUGUCAAUAUAAAGUAGCCACGUUUGAGAUCUACAUAAUUUGUUUCGAACAUUUUGUAAAUUUGAAAGCUUAGUUUGUAUCUAUAAUCUAUUAUCGCAUGCAGUCCUCUAUAGAAAGUUCAUACCUCGCACGAUUGUCUAUGCAUGCAUGCAGUAGAGAUAAAGUUUCAUAUGGGGUGUUGAAAAUUGAUAAAGUGGAUUAACUCAUAAGAAUGUGAAUAUAAUAGUAUCA